Xyrichtys novacula (pearly razorfish) is the source of this 36722-nucleotide messenger RNA. Lineage: Eukaryota; Metazoa; Chordata; Actinopteri; Labriformes; Labridae. The record is from the annotation of a GenBank genome assembly.
GAAACUCUUCUCCUCGCCCUCCCCGCUGACGUUACGUACGCAGCCGUGGCGUGCCUGCAAGCCAAAUAACAUGGAGUCCUCUGUCUGGCAUCUUCCAGGGAUCCAUGCAAGAAGCCCGAGCAGCGACUAAAAGAGCAAGUUUGUCCACGGGAGCGGUCAAACCCACAGCAGGGCAUCGUGCCGGGCCGGAAAAGCUUCAGCUCCGUCCCCAAACUAUGACGAACGGCGCUUAGACAGCCCGCUUCCUCUGCGACCCGCAAACCAGGCCGAUUUCUGUGAGUAUUUGGACUUAAAAAAGCUGCAGUUUCAGGGCGUUAUGGCUGUCAAAUACAACCGUGCGUGGAUGCAUUGUUGUUACAGUCACCUGACAGAGACCGGAUCGAUACGAGCCUCGUCCUCUGGAGAGUCAGACGCAGACCCGAGGGAUACCUUGAUGUGCCCGGGUAUUUUAUGCUUUUAGAGAGGGGCAGCAGGAAAGGACAUGGGCCUGAAUAUAAAGGCCACUUAUUUAUGUAACCAUUUGGGCGCACUGUUUCAUUCUUUAAGACCAGACAUAUUGAGAAAAUAGGUCAAGCAGUCCGAAAACUACAGCUGGAAAAAAGAGCUGAGGAGGAGCAGAGCUGAGCAGAUUCUGCAGAUUUAACACUUUUAUACACUGCUGAUAUACUUUAUGAUUCUUCUGAACAGUCUGCUGAGUGUAAAAAAUACUGUACAUGAAGGUGACUGCAGUAAGAAGCCCCCCCUUGUUUGUUGUGAUGAUAUUUGAAACUUUAAAUGCAUCAGAAACUUUUAUUCUUUCUUGUGUUUGUUUGUUUGUGUGUGUAUGUUUCAUGGUUGCAGAAGAAGAGGAAAAAGCACAAUGUAGGCCAGCUGGUCACCAGUGGGACUCCAUACUGUUCUCUGGGGGACCAUGGAGCCAGAAGGGCGACCCCUGACCCCAGGGACCAGCUAUGGGCCCCCAUCCUUCGACUCAGCACAAAACCCUGAUACUUUCCUCAGCUGCACCUUACAGGUUAGAGAUCAUCAUCAAACUGUCCUUGACUUAUACUCCAUUAAAUCUUUUCUUUGAGCACUAGUUAAAGGGAUAUUCUGGAGUAAAAUUAGUUUAGGGUCAAACACACCGAGUUAGACACCCCCUUGAGAGAUGAAUGUUGCCGACUGCUUGCUUCUCCAGUUUUACCAACUUUAGUAACUACCGCAGGAUAGCAAUACACAGCAGUCUGAGGAGCCAUAAACAAACCUCAACCAAAACGCCACUCUAUAGCCACAAAUAAUGCUCAGAACAGCACCUAACUUCAUCAACAGUACAUAUAGGGUCCAAGCCAAAACACUAGCCACCAAACAUCUUUUUAACUUUGCCUAAUUUCUUUCACAAAGUAGCUUAACACAACUCACCUUCUCUCUUCCAGCAGCCGUUUGUUUGUAGCGAGACCUCUGGCCAGUCCAGUACGGACUGCAGCGGGGGGACACAGCUCAUUUCUUCAUGGAAAUGCAAUCAGACUGAUACACUGAGGUAGAAGAACUACCGUGCCUGCAGUGCAAAAAGAUUAAUAUGAUGAUUAUUACUUCAAGGAAAUGAUUAAGUAAUGAUCAUAAAUGUUCUUCCUUGAGCUGCGUCACCCCGCUGCAGUCUGUAAUGGACUAGCCCGAGGUCUCGCUACAAACAAGCGGCUGCUGGAAGAGUGUAGGUGAGUUGUGUUUAGUCUCUUUGCUAAAGAAAUUAGGCAAAGCCAAAAACAUGUUUGGUGGCUAGUGCUGUAGCUGGGACCCUAUAUGUACUGUUGAUGAAGUUAGGUGCUGUUCUGAGCAUUAUUUGUGGCUAUAGAGUGGUGUUUUGGUUGAGGUUUGUUUAUGGCUCCUCAGACCACUGUGUAUUGCUAUCCUGCGGUCGUUACUAAAGUUGGUAAAACUAGAGAAGCAAGCGGUCUGCAACAUUCAUCUCUUGAGGGGUUGUCUAACUCAGUGUUACGGUGUGUUUGACCCUAAAUCAAUUUUAUGCCAGAAUAUCCCUUUAAAAAGAUCCUUCAUCCUAACCAGGUUGUGUUACAUACUUGAUUGGUCUGACUGGUCAAAACGUCAUGACAAAAGAGAUUAAUUCACAGUAACACAAGUAAUGCUGGGGACAACCUGAUCACACACGCCACAUUAAAUCAAUCCACAGAGAGAAGUCUGGUAUGUGUAAUCUCUGCCUGUUGACACUGUGGCCAAAAAUGUUAGUUUCAGUCUUAAACUGGUCUACAGAGUUGGAAAUAAAGACAGUUAGUAAGCACACAUAGGCUAUAAGAGCAGCAUGAGAAACCACUGGGCAACAACUCACUUUGAAAGGCAAAACUGGAGCAACAUGUCCUGCAAUCCAUGCAACAGCAGCAGAAUUAAGAGGAUGUUAAAAAAUACACCACCAGUUUAUUUAUUUUUUCUCUAUUAUCUAACCUUUAUUUAGCCAGAUUGCUUACACUGAGAUCAGAUAUUUUUUUUCUUCAAGGGAGACCUAGCUAAGAAUGGCAGCAAUAUUAAGUUUCACCAACAAAACAACUACACUUUUACAGAGGAACUAAAAUCAGUAAAAACAAGUUCAUCCAGAAAGCCUGACUUCUUGCGUUUCAACAAGGAAUUUAAGUACGUUCAGGCAAACUAAACCUAUCAUUGAACAGCUUUGCAUCGCUUCACAUCCAGGUUCUUCACAUCCUGUUGGGAUUCUAAUUUGCACAACGUUUAUUACCCCAAAUCCUUAGCACCAGUUUCAAGGACAAACUGCCUUUUUAGAGCCAGAAACCCUGGGCAAAACCAGACUCAUUGGUGGACAACCGUUUGCCAUGACCUGCUGAGUCCAGGAAUUCGCAUAGAGACAGAUGGAGACCAACACAAUGACAGGAAGCUUCCCAGAUGGACAGACAGCGACAAAACUUCGAGCAGACGGUGGAGGCUGGAAGUUGCAAAGCCAGUAAUAAAAACCAUAUUAUGACUAUCAUUACCAGCAGCAGCUGUAAUCAUGAUAAUGAAGCAUGACUGGUAACUGUAAUUGCAGCAAGGGGAGUCUGUCCACGGCAGCAGGCGGUCUGCAAUUUCAAUCCAUCACAAUCUGUAAGAUGAAAGGAUAGAAAAUUCUGAAGGAGAGAUAUACAUUAGUUAGUAACACACAUGAUAAGACAAAGAGGCGGUGUGUUCAACAGGUGUUGACUCCAGGUACACACGCAAAAGUAAAGACAGUUAAGCUUACAACUUUUGAAGAUCAAUGAUAGGUCGAUGUUUUUUAUUUGAAGCUGUAAAUUUUAUUGCGAGUGCUGACAUCUUUUUUUUUCAGCAUAAUAAGAAAUAGACAGAGAGUGAAAAAGGAGGGAAUAAGAAGAGGUGUUGUGGCAGUCCAAGCCUACAGCAGCAUACCUACGGCCAAAACAAUAUGCAAUUUAAAAAUAAGCCUCCUUUUAAAAGUAAAGUAGAUGUUUGCCUCACUCCUAGACUGAAAGAUCCCUCAUUAAAGGAGGGGCUUGAUGAUCAAAAGCUCUGCCUCCCAUACUACUUUUGGAGACUAAGGAUGCUCUCACCCUCGAUUGCCCCUUACCCUGCUGAAGUACACUUGCCCCUAGGACCCAACACCAGGCUGUAUUCCACUCACACGACUCCUGGUCUGGGCAGGAUUUUCUACCUCAUUAAAAGAAAUUUCUUUGUUAUAUAAUGUUCUUAUUUUGUAAGAAGUGAUGUACAUCAACAUGGAGCACAUGACUGAGGCCUUACCGAUUUAGUGUCAGAGUUUUUUUUUUUCUGCCAGUUUUGGAUUAAAUUACAGAGUCCUGGCUCUGAAAGGCCCUGUCUGCAUUUAAACAACAUUUACAGACAUUUAAAAAAUACUAAAAACAUCCAAAACAUUACAUUUAAUUUUAAUUUGUAAAGCUUGUACCAGAGUUUUUAGGGUUACGGAGCUGUCUUAUCAUUUUACCUCAUGUUUUAUUUGUUGUUAUAUGAUAUACAGACUGUGGAGAAAACCAUCUUCAAUGUUUAUUUUCAGUCUAAGCAGCAGAGCCUUCCACUUCCUCUUAUAUGUCAGUGUGGAGUAAGUGUCUCAAUCAUUUGUUCCACUCCCUCCGCCAGUUUGAGAGUCAUCUUUUUACUGUCUUCCCGCUCAUUUUUUGAAUCAAGGGGGAAUUUUUGGGACAGUAUUUGUAGAGCAAACCUGAUAUACUGGCAGCUUCAGGUCUGAUUGUUUUCUCUGAACCCCUCGGUUGAUGUGACAUGAGGUGUUUGAGAGGGAGAAUAAAAAAAUCAGGAGCUUUGAGGUCGCUCCAAGGAAGCGUAAUGUGCCUACACAUUGUACAGAGCACUCACUGUCCAAACAAACUGGACUUUAGGGGCCAGAUUGCAGAGUAUCAGUGCGCCCACAAGCAGGUCUGCCCUCUGUAGAAAUAAUAGAUCUUUACCGUCGAGUCCUCACUUGAUAGUGACAUUCAGUUGAAACAUUCGUCUAAAUUUUGUCUUGUCCUCUUUUAUCGCCUCCAGUCCUCGUGUUCUCGAGAUGUGAGUGAUGGCCUAAUGUCUCCUAAAUGCUCGUGGACCCCGGCUGAAGACGUGGGCCCCAAGCAGACUGAGGGCACAGACCCAGGGAGGAGCGCACAGAGGAGAUUCAGGUCCUCGGCCUUCCCUUCCUCCUUAAGCUGGGACUCUGACUCUGAAAAGGAAACACUAGAUGGUAACACAUGACUUCAUCUCUGUUUGAAACUUGUUGCACAUUUCUCAAGAUAAGCAGAGCAGUGAUUCAGAAGAUGUAGUCCGGAGCAGAGCAGAGGAGAGAGAGCUUAUCCUCGUUGUCCUCUUAUUGUUUUAAAUGUGAUUCAGUCUUUAUCUAGUCAGCGGUCUCUCAUCUUCCUCUCUCUCUCUCUCUCUGUAGUAUCUGAGUGUGACUGUAACUCUGACUGUAACUUUAUAAGCUGUGAAGUGAUGUUGUUGUGGUUGUGUGUUUCUGUGUGCUGCUGUGUGUCAGAGGAGGAGCUACAGCACUUUUCUAACCCUCAUGGUCUAGCUGCUCACAGCCCAGGAUCCCCUUCUUCUGGACUCAGGUGAGGAGGAGGAGGAUGCACAGGAGAGAGAUGUUGAGAGGUGUCAUUUGUAGUGUAGUACCAGUGAAAAAGGCAAGGCAAGUGUGAUUAUAAAGCAGAUUUCAGCAACACGGCAGUUCAAAAGUGUUUAACACAGACGUUACAAGAAUCAUGACAGAGAUCUAGAAAACAUAGAUUAGAUUCUUGAGAGCCAGUUUGAAUUGGCAAAGAAGAAGAAUAUGUUGGGCUGCAAAGGAUGCACCAGAUGCAUCUUCUGCUGCUCCAGAAAAGUAGAAAAUUUGUUGGCCACAUUUGAGGGAGCCAAGAAAAUAGGACAGCCUAUCAGUGACGCAAAUAGGCCUUUGAAGGAUGCAGCUUCUGAACUGAGACACCGCUAAAGUUUUAAACAAAGUACUAGAAAGACAAAACUUCUCUGACUUUUGGAUUAACAAGAUAAGAGCUCACAUGUUUAGUUAAGGAAUUAUUGUUCAGAAAGAGUUGCUGCUUUUACUCCUCACAAAGUCAUGAAUUGUUAUCCUGUCCAGACUUGAUAGUGAAGAGGACCGAGAGCCGGAAAAAUGGAAGCUCUUGCGCAGCGAGACUGACUCACCCGCCCCCAAUGAGGGGCACCACCACAUCAACAAUGAGAGCACAAAGACAGACGAGCCAAAUACAUCCCAGCCUGGUCCAACAGAAUGUAAGAGCCAUAAGGAAGAAACCGAAUCUGCUGGUAUCUCUGUGUUUAUUUUUAGGCUCCUUUCAUUGAUAAUUCGUCUGUUUUCUCUUCACAGUGUCAGACAGCAAAGUCUGGAAUGUAACUGAAGGAGCCGAGCUGUUUCUGUCCAAAGUUAAACCAAAGGAAGGUUGCCAAACAGACAGAGAGAAGGAGGAGGCAGACAAUAGCGAGGAUGAGAAGAGGCCCAAAGGGAAAGAAACCAAGGAGCCUGAGAGAGACGUAUACAGCUUCCCUGGAGACUCAGACCCUGAGAGUCCCCCUCCUGCUCCCUGGGCUCAUUGCACAUUCAUCCAGCGCUGCAGGAAGAAGAGGGUGCUGCUUAGGCCCUUCUCAGGACUGGGUACACUGAAGCGCACUUCACCUGUGAGCGGCAAGCGAGCAAGAGCGAGUCCACAAAAACCAAAACCUGCUGAUCCGGCACAGCUGGAUGGAAGUGGAGGGGUUUAUGAUUUUGAGGAGGUCGACUUUGACGAAUUGGACGAACCGAUAAAGUUCAGAGACAAAGGUGUAAAAAGAGACAAAGAGGGGAGCAGUAAAGAAAUCUUCACCUGUGUUGAAUGUAGCAUUUACUUCAAAAAGCAGGAGCACCUGCGGGAGCACAUAGUCGAGCACUGUGAGAAUGGGCCGGACGGGGGCAGGCGGUCAGGUAAAGGAGGACGUUUUCAGUGCGUAGAGUGUGGUUGGAGUCUCUCAGAUCGUCUCGCUCUGGCAGACCACCACAAACGCCACGAAGAGUCCCGACUAAAGAUCCUGGAGGAGAUCAAGAAACUGAAUGAAAAUGAGACAGAAGAGGUCGAUGCCAAGCUGGCGAAACACAUGAGCCCGGACUCAGAUAUUAAGCAAGAUGCCGGCCCAGCGUCGAUUCCAGGCAAAAUGUCAGACCCAGAAAUAGUCUCAUCUGCACCUCUUUCCCCAACACCUGGAGCAGAUCCAGUAGUUCUGGACUCUGAUGCAACUCCUCUAAGUUCAGUUCGAUCUCCCCCUCAGGCUUGUGCUGUUUCUGGAAACCGCCGCCGCUUCAUCUGCACCAAGUGCAACUUCAGCACAAGAACCCCGCAGGCGCUGGCCAAUCACACCAAGACCCACAACAGGAAAAAACCUCCACAGUCCAACUCACCAUCCUCGGGGUCACCAUCCUGCUCAAGAUCUGAUACUCUGUCCUGUGGUCACUGUGCCUUCAAGACCUCAAGUCAAUCUGUAAUGAGGGAACACCAGAAACUCGUUCACCAAGGACCGGCUUCCAUCAGUGGGGUGCAGACUAAUGAGACGGGCCAGCAUUUAAGAUCCAAUGUGGCUACUCGAGUCUCAAAACCCAGCCCAGAUCCUGAACAUCUCUCUGAAACGGAUGCAGCUCAAAGCAAAGGCCAGCAAGGACUCACAUCCCCUGAAGAUGGUGAUGCUGCUCGGCCCUCCAGCAGGAUGGUCUUCAGGUGUGGAAAAAACAGGAGAUUCAGCAGAAGAGGGAAGAUCUGGACCAACCAGGUCAAGUUUCAUAGCAUGGAGAAUGAAGAGGAACCGCCUAGGAGUGAAGAAGAGCAGGAAAGAGAUCAAAGCACAGCGCUUGAGAUAGAAAGUCCCCAACGAGAAGCUGACUCACCUGUAGAAGGGAAAUCAAACACCAGAGUCCAGUCAAACACAGGUGAGACCAAAGGAGUAAAGGUGACGGGGGUCCAACUUGUCACUAAUUUUAAAAAAUUACCACAUCAUGAUAAAAAAUUUUUUUUUCAGCUUCCAGCAUUUGAUAUGUUGUCUUUGCACAAUUCUAGAUUAAAAAAUGUGGUAAAAGCGAUUUGCAAAACUUUUAAUCUAAUAUCACCAACGUUUUGCACAGUAUUACAACUAUUCUGGAAUUGGGGUUGUAAAAUUACAAUCCUAGUUUACUCAUAUUUCAGUGUCUAUUGUUGAUGCUCAUAAGGGAUCCUCUUUCUACUCAGUAUUUACUCUUUUUUCCUUUUAGAUGACGGUUCAGCGCAGCAGAGUCCCACAUUGUCCCUCCCUCCUGAGAAAAGCGUGAAGGACGAAGAUGCGCCGGAAGACGAGAAAGACGCAAAGGUUUUCUUUUUGAGGAGGAGCAACCGGGUUACCGCCGCUUCUGCGGAGAUUGAUAGCGAUGACGAUGAAUAUGACAUUGAUGAGGAGCAUGUGCGACGUUUACUGUCAGAGGGCAUCUUGGAUGAAGACAACGACAAGAUUGAUGAGGACACAGAGACGCUUAAGAGUGUGGAGAGGAAAUGCCCCUACUGCCCCGAUCGAUUUCAUAAUGGCAUUGGGCUUGCCAAUCACGUGAGAGGCCACCUGAACCGAGUGGGCGUCAGCUACAAUGUGCGUCACUUUAUUUCCCCCGAGGAAGUCAAUGCGAUCGAGAAGAAGUUCUCCUAUCAAAAGAAGAAGAAAAAAGGUCAGCGGCUUGUUGUUUGCAUGGGGGUCUUCUUCUGUGUCGAUGUAAAGCAACUGCACAAGCUUAGACAAACUGUAUAUAUGCUUAGCAUAAUGACCCUGAGCAGCUGUGGGGUACAUUAGCCACAUAAUAAUCCACUUUAGCUGCCUCUGAAUUCUGUCAAUUCAGAUUUAGCUCCCUGUUUGGAGCCCCCUUCUUCAUAAUCUAAUACAUGAUGACCAGUCGGAGCUCCUGAUGUGAACUGCUUUUAGAGGUUCUGGGAAUAACAUUAGACUGGGUUAGAAAACACUUUUGACAGCAAAUCACAAUAAAUUAACAUUAUUAACGACAAACUAGGAACAUUUUAGUCAAUCGGGAUGGAUCAAACAGCAGGUAAUACAGCAGAAAGAGCAACAGGGCUAUGAAAAGAAAGAAAAGUCCUUUCAACAGGCAGAUCGCUCGAACAGAACUGGGCAGAAAGGUGAAGUAGUGUCUACUCUGUUUAGCAGGGUGGAGGUAGUUGCCAAUAGAUGAUCAACAUGUAGACAAGGCUUUUGCAACAAUCCAAAACUUAAGCUAGAGCACAUGAACAUGUUAAGCAUGAACCUAUAUGCAGACUGCCAUUUGUCUCAAUGUGGCCGGGCAAGGAAGAUGAGUUAGAUAGGUACAAAAUUAGUGAUAGGUUUUCAGCCAUCUGCCUCAUGGCCAGCAGACUUUCAACUGUAAAUGGUGCAAUGCUUUUUAGGCAACACUGAAGCCUGCUUCUGAAGAUGCAACUACCUAUGACAGAGUAAGGAAAAUAUUUAAGCCAAAAUCCCUGAGAAGAGCCAGACUCAUACGUCGACAGCCUCAACUAGCUGUGCUGAGACCUUGAAAUAGAGAGACAGAAAGAAUAAUUAUCGAGACAAAUAUACAGUAAAAUCCUUGGUCCGAUUAUAAUGACAAAGAGUGAUGCCCAAAAACAAAUACACAGGCAGCAAGAACUACAGGCUGAAUUAGACUCAGGUGUGUAGCCAUCUACCCAAUGACCAGCAUAUUUUCAGCUGAAAAUAUUGCAAAGCAUUUCAGGCAGUAUUAAAGGGUGAUUUUAAAUAAGCAAAUAGUUGUGACAGAAAAAGUUCAGUUGUAACAGGUAGAAACUUUAAGCCGAACUAGACUCAUAGGCAUACAGCCAUCUGCCUCGUGAUUGGCAGAGUUUGCUGUCAAUUGCAUACAUCAAUAUAGGCAAUUUCAAAGCCUGCUGCUAAAGAUGCAGUGACCAAUGACAGAAAAAGAAAAAGAACUUUGUUUAAACAGACAGAAACCUUUAGCAGAACCAGACCCAUAUGUAGACAGCCUUCUGCAUCAAUUAUCUAGACCAGGAAAGUUUUAGUAGAUAGUGAUGGAGACACAUGGAUGGACUGUGGAAAUCUGCUUCAGAAAUAAGAUUAAAAAGAGUUACGGACAGAGACAAAAAAGUCAGACAGAAACAACCUUUUGCAGAGCUGGACUUACAGAAAGUCAGAAAAAGUAAUGGAUGGUGACAGACUGAAGCAGAAGUAAAUUUAUUGUUGGUCUGCCAUCUACCUUUACCAGUUUACAGUGAUACAAUACAGCACUGUAUAUUCAGCCACAUGUCUAAGUCACACUGGUGUUCCCCCUUUUUUCCACAGUAGCCAACUUUGAUCCAGACACAUUCAGCGUCAUGCACUGUGAGUUCUGUAGUGCAGGCUUCGACACCCGGGCUGGUCUCUCCAGCCACGCUCGGGCUCACCUCCGUGACUUUGGCAUCACUAACUGGGACGUGACCAUCUCACCUAUCCACAUCUUAAGGGAGUUGUUCUCCAGUAGGCCAGACCUUGUAAUCCCCACUGCUCCCCCGAAGGAAGAGGGGGAGGAGGAGGAGGACGACGACGAGGAAGAGGAAGACGAGGAGGGGGAGGAGGAGAGGGAAGCAGAGGAAGGCAGGAAGGGGGUCAUUGAGGUAAAACUGGAAGGAGAAACAAGUGAAAGGAUGCUGAGUGCUGCCGUCACUGAUGCACUUCCUUCAGCAUCUCCACAACACUGCAAGAAGGAGGAUGUUGAAGAAGAAAGUGAAGGUAAGUUUUUACACUUUUUUCCAAACAUUUUCAGAAACUAUUGAUAAAAACUGGAGGCACACACUCAAGAGAGUCAACUCUUUUUUGAAAACUCCACAAACCUCUUUCAAAAUAACACAGCGCUAAAAAUUCUGUUCUUUCUUCUUGAAGAUGGAGUCCUAAGUACUGAAGAUGUAAAAAGCAUGAAAUUAACACUGAUAUGAUUAAUUAAGAAUGCUUACAUUAAAAGUGUUUUUGUGUGUUUUGGCUAAUUUGGGCAAUGUUAGAUAUUUUAAAUGCACACAAGUGUGUAAAAAUAAGGCUACCUUUUCUCUUUUUGGUGAAGUGUGGGAUCUUUUGUCUUGGUAGAGCUUUUACCACAUACCACCAUGUGCAAUACACACAUCGUUGGUUUUGAAAAUAUUGGCUCCGCUUUGCCUUCCACUUCCGCCUCAGUGGGCUCCGCUGCCUGCAAGGUCUCUUUAUUCUCAUGCUUCCUCUUCCUCUGUAUGCUUACACACGUGCAUAAGUCACUCUUUUAUACUCUGACAACUGAUUGAAGUGUUACUCCAUUUGAAUUUGCAUAGGGGCAGAAUUAGUGGGACUUACUGGUAACUAUGGUGUUGGAUUUCAAUGGUUAGUCCUUUUAAGUGUGCUAAAAGUUGUACUUUGUGUUUAGAGAUUCGCAAAUCUGCAAUCUAACAUGAUAUUUCAGUGAAAGCAAUAGAACCAAGCUUGGAGUUAAGCUAAUAGGAAUCAUGUUGGCAUUGCAUGAGCUUCAAGACUUCAGAGUAUUGUGCAUAGUGCUUUUUGUGUGGAUAAUAUGAGGGGAAAUCAUAAUAUGGAUCCUUUUUUGAAAGCAUUUUUUUUCUGUUCAUUGGCUGUGUGGUUAUUUGGUUUGUUUCUGACAGUGUACUCAAAAGGGUAAAGGGGUGAUCACUCCCCUUAUGCCCUCAUGUCUGAAAAAAUGCCACUUCGUGCCCUCUUAGAUGCCUUUGUAAUAGAUAAAACAUUAUAAAUCGCUCUCUCUGGAUGUCCUUCCAGAGGAUAGAAUCUAAACAGAGUGCCUCCAAAAUAGCCUACCAGAGGUUAAAUUCACUUAAAAUGUAAAAAGAUUGUCAUCUGGAGUACCCACCAGAUGCCCCUUAAAUGGAUGGAGUUUAAGUGCUUGAAUUGUGAACAAGUUCCCAGAUGGAUGCCCUACUAGUUGUAAAAUUAGCAAAAGACAAAAAAAGUACCUUUGAAUGUCCAACCAGUGGAUAAAGUGUAAAAAGAGUGCCCUCUCAGAUGCCUUUGAAGUGGACAGAAAACUAUCACAACCUGCCCUCUCAAUUAGUGGCUAAAAUAUCAACAAAGUGCCAACUGGAUGUCCUUCCAGUGUUCAGAAUGAGUUCCCCCUAAACUUCCUAUAAGUGGUUAAAAAGUAAACAGUGUGAUCCGGAUGCCCUUUAAGUGGAAAAAAAACAAACUUCCCUUCAGAUGCCCUUCCAGUUGAUUUGCUGUAAGUGACCUCUCAAAUGCUUGUCUUGUAAUUUAAAUGUAAACACAACACCCUCUGAAUGCCCUUUAGCGGACAGAAAGGAAAGCCCUUUAUAUGGCCCUCUGGUGAAUACGGUGUAAACAAAAUGAACCUCUCAGAUGCUCCCACAGUGGAAAACAGAAAAAAAGGGGUCUAAAUGACCUUAGAAUAGAUACAGUGUAAAUGGAGUACCCACUGGAUGACCUUCCAUUGGUUGAAGUGUAGGGGAGAGUGGGGUAAGAUGAGCCAUUUUUCAUAUUUCGGAUCACUACAUCAAGUCAAUCAUAGUUUUGUCUCUAACUAAUGUAUCUGCGUAUAUUUCAAGAUAUUGUUCAUCCCUGCAAACCAAUAGAAUGAGUGUCUCCUAUGGUCAACUUACCUCAUGUAUGGGGUAAGCAUACAUACAUACAUAAGCAACAUUCACAGCUGUAUUUCUGAAAAGAAAAAGUAACACCUUUCAACAAUCUGAACUGAAACUCUGAUCCUCUCACCAGACUCCUUUACUCUCUCAGUUGAGCCACUGACUCAACUUACCCCAGAACUAUUAUUAUGACUUUUUUUAGUCCUCUAAACUAAAAUGGUGGACUUUUAUUCUAGGUCUUUGACCUCAUGUUGUAGCUCAUAGAUACCAAAAUUGAUGUUUAAAACAAAUUUAAAAUGAUCUUUUUUGGUCUGAAAACAAUUCAGAUAAAACUUGUAACAGACUAAAUUCACUUUCAAGAGUGAAAAAUGAUUUUUUUGGAAAUAAAUGUCUAACCCCUUCACUCAUGUGCUUCUAACCUUCACAGACUCCAUGAAUUGAUGCCCAUCGCCUAAAUAUUUGGUCACACAAUCAAUUUCUUUUACCUUUUCCAAGCAACAAGGGGUGGCUCAACUUACCCCACUCUCCCCUAUAGUAGUGCCCUCUUUGGCGUCCUCCUAACGGUUCCUAUUUUAUAAAAUCCACUAUUGUUAAUUUCACCUGGUUAUAUAUACUAGUUUUGUGUCUUGAAUUUAAUGUUUAAGCUUUAAAUGGCAUAUAGUAGGUGCCCUUUCGUUUCCUUUGACCCUUGCCCUCUAACACCACUGGUUGCUGAUAGUUGUUACCUGGUGACCAGGUCAGUGUUGGACAUAAGACUCAGUACAGCUCCGUGAUAACAUCUUAAAGGAUGAAAGAAGACUAUUUGGAUGCAUAAAGCAGUCAGAUAUAAGAGUUUAAGCGCUGGUUGUCUUCUUUUGAUGAGUUUGUGUGCUUUUUAUUGCCUUUUGAGCACAGUCUAUGAUGUUGAAAUGAGUAAGCUGUCUGUAAAGUAAACCAGCCCUAUCAGGGAGCGCGUGAGUGCGUUUGUGUGUGUAAGAGAGAUAGAGAAAGGGAGACAGAGUCCCUCGUGCCCAUGGUUGAUGUGGCACUCGGUGCAUUUAUCCCAACCUCCGCCUCCACUCGAUUGGUCACGCCUUAGCUUAGCGGUGCAUAUGGGGGCAAAAUGGCUGCUUCCACCUCCCCGUAGACCCAAACAAUAGCGGAAAACUGUCUGGCCUCAGCUGCCGGGAGUCCGAUGCACUGCGGUUGCGGACCGGUGAGUACCGCGCGCUGUAAUUCCUGUGCACCGCGUGCCCUCAGAUCACACGGCGGCGUUGCUUUACGCGUCUCGCACCGCAUCUUCCGUCACAUUGAAUCCAGACUACAGCCAUUAAAAAAAGAAACUCUUGAAUAUGUUAGAGCUCGUAAAGAAAAUCAAUGCCAGCCAUGCAGGUAGCCCAUGUCAUGCAUGUCAAAAGCUCAUAAAGCUGCUCUCUGACGGUGUUUGUGGUGUUUCCGUUUGGCACACGCGGAUCGAUAGUGGUGAUUAGUCCGCUGUUGUGAUAUUGUAGUUGUAGUUUUUGUGCGUCCUCAAUGUCUGUGAGCUUUUAUUGUGCCCGUCUGGGAUGACGUCCAGUAUUUUCAGUGCUGCAGGAUCUCUAAAAUUACCUACAGUUGCCCAAUCCUCGCCAUUUUACUUAGCUUUGAUUUUUGAUAGAGGACACGCUGUGCUUUCAAGUGCUCGCAUUUCUUCAUGUUUUAAGACCAAACUAACACCAAAUCCUCCGCUAACUUUGCAGACUGAGAGCAAUGAUAGUCUGUAAUCUUAUUACAACUUAUCCGGAUCAACUAAGUAAUGGAAGUAUCACUUUUACUUGGAAGUGUGGGGUCGGUCAGGGUUACUCCUCCUGGAUGGGUGGCUGUAAAGUCAAGUUAAGGCUUUGCUGCUUCGCUCCCUGUUUUAAAGGAUCAAAGUCUGAUAAUGCUUUGGGGGUUUUUUGUCUUCUUUUAUAAUAGAUGGUGUUAUAACGCUGCGCUUCGGGGUGUCACAUCGCCGCUCUUUUACAGUCAGGAGAUGAACUGACAAGCGCAGAGCCGCCCACCAGACAAAAAGCAUUGUCUGUCUCCACGUCUCUUUGAUUUACCGAUUUGUCGCAGAAAAUGGCACUUUUGUCCCAGGAAUGCCUGACUGCGGGGAACAGAGAGAGACUGCCAUGUUUGUUUCAUACACUACUGCAAUUAUUACUUUUUUUUUUUUGACAGGGAAUCAUGGCUCACAUUAUUUUUAUCCACAUUUUCUUACAGUAGAGGCUGAAAUAAUGUGCUGUUAUUACAAGAAGCAAUAUGUUUGAUCAGAAGGUGGCCAGAUUUCUGAAAUGAAAACAGGAGGUGCCCUGUUGUUAUUUUACCCUCUGUUAUUAUCUCAGAAAGAAAAAAAAGGUGGAGAAUUGAGGUUUUGUGUAUCAUGACUGAGGUAACUGUUAGGAUGUGAUAUACUGCUGUGCAAAUUGAUAGAAUUGGGUAUACCAAUACCAACACACUAACUUGUCAGACUCUACAAUUGCAUCUAUACUUUUUCCUCUUUUACUGUUCUUUCUAUCUAGCCUCAUUUCAUCCCAUAUUCCUCCACCCUACCUGAAGAGAUGUAAGCCGUACAUAAAUGUAUUCUGGACUAGAGUAACCCAGUCUUAAAGCUGUCAUUGUAUAAUAUGCUAUAUUGGAUUAAAAAAAAACAGUGAAUGAAAUUAUGUUGUAUGUUCAGAGUUUAAGUAAUAAGGUACCCACAGGGCUCAACAGUGCUACCAUUUCACUUCAUUUGCGACUAAAAAUAGAUGUGUGCGAAUUGUAAAAUAUAUUUACCCACUGCGCAAUGUGACGUCGAAAUGACAUCUAUUUGAUGUAUUUUUUCGACAAUGAGGGGCAAAUGUGGACGUCAUUUCAAUGUCUAAAAGAGGUCCAAUAAUGACAUCUAAAUCUUGGAUCUAUUUUGCACAUUGUGCCGACGUCCUAAUUCGGGCUUCAGAUGACGUCCAAAUUCUUAAUGUCAGAGCGACCUCCAAAAAAGGUCCAAUUUGGACGUUGAAAUUUGUAACCUAUUUUGCACGUCGCACUGACGUCUAGAUGUGGUCUUUGACGGACCAACCCAAUACUGACUCGUCUUUUUGACGUCCGAUGUUUGGUGGGUAGGGGCACAUAAAAAUUUUUAGCCAUGGCAACAAAUGUUUUUUCAUGUAUAUUGUAUAUUUCAUGAUAUAUUUGAUGGACAUUCACUGCGGAUCUACCGGUGUCUUCUCACUCACAUAACCGGGAAUAGCAACAGCAGCGUGGUUAAAUUUACUCGGCACCCUCGCUGUCAACGUUGGGUGUUGACCAUCAAUAAAUUACCGGUUGAUGGUCUCAGAAAAGGAUGUUUUCCUUCAACAGCUUUCAUGUCAUGUGACCAUUUGACUUAAAAUUGAUUUCAAAUAAUAGUACUUAUGUCGACCAAUAAGACACACAUUAUUUGAUUAAUUUUCAUUGUGUCCCUAAACUUCUUUGUGUGCUCCUUAUUUCUUCAACUUAGAAUGUGCCCCUUGUUACAAAAAGUUAGUGUCAAGCCCUGACCCACAGGAGUCGCUUAGUGGUCUGUGCCCAUGUCCCACACACAGAGGUCAUACUGCCAUGCAGACAUCCUGGGUUUAAGUUGGACCUGCAGCUCUUGCAUGUCUCUCCCCCUAUCCAUAAUGAAUGUCCAAGUUAGAAGGUGACACCUAUUUGUCAAAUUGCCUGCAAAAAUGUGUCACAUCAACUUGGAAAAGACAGAUGUUAGAUACUAAAUCCAAAUUCCAAUUUUCCUGGAAAGUUUCUCAGACUUUACUGUCUAAUGAUGCACCAAUGUAUUAGUUCAACAUCAGUACUGGUAAAUAUCAGCCUUGUUAACUGACAUCGACUUAUCAGAUCGUAAUGUAUCAUGCACGGAUGUCAGUAGAUGUAAAUCUGGAUAGCUAGUACAGCUUACUACUGUUUCAGAUAACCAAUAUGUUUUUAGAGACAGCUUCAACUUGUCCACCUAAAACAAGGAUGCAUGGUCACACCACUUCACUAGAGCUCUAAAGACUGGGUGUAUUCCUCUGCUGUCACUCUUCUUCUGCGUCUUUUUCUAUAUUUUUCAUGAACUGAAAAAUCUGUCUCCUUGCUUUGAGCGUGUCCUGAUUGAAGCAUGGAAAUUAAAAUCAGAUUUGUGGGACAUUUUUAAGAGGAUUUAUCGUCCCAGUCACUCAGUAGGUGUAAAUGACAUUUUAAUUAAGACCCUUGUAUGGAUUUGUCUGUGAUGUUUUAGGUGAGGAGGAGGAAACAAAUGAGGAAGAAGAUGAGGAGCCGGACGGUCUGAGCCGGGGGAAAACAGGGCUGUGCAGAGUGGAUACAGACAGCCCCUCUCCUGGGGAGGAUGCAGACACUAAGGGUGAGAGAGAAAUGACCCCCGAGUGUUGACAAGGGAUUGGAUUUGCUGUAGCAGAGUCUUAUCAGAGCUGUCAGAGGGGAAAUUGUAAAGACUGACCUGAGGGUGGUGAAGAGGCGUGGUGACACACAUCAGAGAGGGCUGGUCCCCAGAGACAGGUAGGCAAAUGUGUUGCGGAGCUAAUGAGAGCUUUCUCUACCAGUGUCGCUGCAGACUGGGUGAGGACAGGAGGGUAAGUGAGGUGAACUGUCCUCUGGGACAUCUGCAGCCACCUGCUGUUGCUCUGCAAACUUUGUUUUUAUUCUGCUCUGUGCUUAAAGAAUAAAUGACAAAGGAUAUAUAUAUAUAUAUAUAUCAGGAUUGUUUAUGUAGAUUGCCUGUCAUGGUACCCACUGGAAAAGCAGCAUAUAAACCUGAGGGCAGAAUACACUCAGUCAAAAGCCCUUUCACCUCGCAGAGCUCUAUGACCUUGAUAAAUGUGUUUGUUUUUGUUGUUGCUGGGCUUUUUUGUUUUCAAUGAUAAGUUAAGGAUGUAACAAAAUAUCUUUGUAACACGCACGAAAACUGACUGAUCAAGGUCACUGAGGACCAGCAAGUCCAUUGUGCUCCAAGGUAAAACGCCUGUCUGUGUAGUCUGGUGUCUUUGAGGGAGCAGUUUGUGCGGGAUGCACGAUAAUAGACUUUUGUUGAAUCCAAUAAACUAAUGUUUUUAAUCUCAUUUUGGCUGGUACUGAUACCGACAGCAAACAUAGUACAUCAUUGUCCUGCUUCAUGAAAGGCCGGUUAUCAAGAGUUCUAUAGAUUUUAUAACUUGACUAUUAUUCAUGUCGAAAGCAGCACUAAGCUAGAUUACUCCAUACAUCAUGACAGAAUUAAUAUAAAACACUUUCCAGACUUGGUAAAAGCUAAACAGCCAAUCAAAGUGAAGUAACACAUGAAGAAAUAGUGACUUUAUUUACAGCCAUUGCACAGCAUGCUUAUGAACUAUCACACAUUGACAAGGCUGCCUGCAGUGUCUGUAGACUCUACUUGUUAUUCUUUUUCAACUGGCUUCGUGAGCACAGCGAUCAAUCAAUGACAACGGUUUUAAAAUGCCAGGAAUUGGCUAACCCGAUUAACUGUUCAGUCUGUUUUUGUGAAAAUCACAUUAGUUAUCUGUACAUAUAAACUAACUGGUGGAUCAGAAACUCUGGGGUCUUGCCAGGUCAAAUGCAGCGACUUAGCGGAGCCGCUCUUUCAGUCAUGUGGUUUCUAAAAUAUACAAAAACUUGAUUUUUGAAUAACCAGAUAUUCUGUGUCUUUUAUAGUCCACAAACUGAAGUGUGAGGUGUGUGGAGCUCGGUUCGAGACCAAGCGGGGAUUGUCCAUCCACGCCCGCUACCACCUGCGCCAGCUGGGCAUCGGCGUGUCAGAGCAGAGCGGGGCAGCCAUCACACUCCUCCACCAGAUUGCCAAGGAGCGAAACCUCAACAGAGAGCCGCCGGCAGCCAAGACCUCCUCCCCAUCUGAUCCUCAGAAAGAUGAGGUGGUAGACGACAUGGACUUGGACGAGAAACCCAUCCCUCUGUCUAUCCUGGCCAAAGCAGCGAAAUCAGCACCACCUUCCUCCUCCUCCACGCCUACACCCUCUCCUGGCGCCUCCCCUGCCCCACCUCACUCUGGAUCUCCUCCCUCUGUGGUGAGAAAAGCCCCGAUUUCCUCGCUGCUGCCGGUGUCUUCCCCCUUGCGCUCUCUGGAGCACAAGGCCGGGGGAAUGAAAAGUUUGACCUCCAACCUCUCGUCCUCCAUCACGACAUCCAAACCCCUCUGGGCCCCGCAGGAGGAUGACGCUCCUCUCAACCUCAGUGAGUGUCUCUCAUAACUUUUUUUUUUUUUUAACUCUCUUCAUUUACUUUGCUUGAAGUCUAAGUUUAGUUCUUUCUUCUCCACAUGCAGCUCUGGAGGUGGACGCCAACAAGGACAUCGUCUGUCAGCUGUGUGGCGCCUGGUUUGAGACCCGUAAAGGUCUAUCGAGCCACGCCCGAGCCCACCUGCGGCACUUCGGGGUGGAGUACUCAGAAUCUAAGGGCUCUCCCAUUGACCUCCUGAACCAGCUCAUGGACAGUGAUGACUUCAAGCACAAGGCCGGGUCUCUGCAGCUGGACGACCACACGGAACCACGCGGCCUCAACUCCACCCUCUCCUCCCAUAAGCAGUCCUCCCUGCUGAACCUCUCCUCCUCCUCCUCCUCCUCUUCAUCUCUCCUCUAUAAGGUGACCACAGCCAGCGGUGGGUCCACAUCCAAAGCUACCUCUUCCUCUGCCUCGUCUCUACUCGGCCCGCCUGCCAAGAGGCUCAAAUCUUCCUCCAUGAGGGUCUUCCGCCUGAGCAGUGGGGAGCUCAUGGCUCUUCCUCACAGUGAGUGUUGAUCAGAGAGUUUUAUGUUACAGGAUGGAUCCUUCACACACAGUGAUCAGAUUUUCUUUUCAUAAAUAAUUUGUUGUCAGUUUAUAAGCUGGGGUUGUUCUUCUGGAGGUUUUGGGGUUUAAUAGGAGACAUUAACUCCACAGUGAUCCCUAAUCUCUUAGAUGAACCUCCAAAGGAAAUCGGCUGUGAGUUCUGUGGAGAAUAUUUCGAGAACCGUAAAGGCCUCUCCAGCCACGCCCGCUCCCACCUCCGUCAGAUGGGCAUCACCGAGUGGUCGGUCAACGGCUCGCCCAUCGACACCCUGAGGGAGAUCAUUACCAGACGGGGCCUGCCCCGAGCUCUUCCUCCAAAGCCUCUAAAAACUCCCCCUUCCUCCUCCCCUGGACCUCCUCGCUCCCCUGUCUCUGCAUCCUCCUCUCCUUCUUCCUCCCUCAUCAGUCGUUUGCCCUUUGCCUUUGCACGCCCCUCGAGUCCCCCUCAACCCGCCGUGUCUAAAUCCAGCCCGGCACCGCUGACGUCAUCAAGUGGGCUUAUCCUGAAGCUAAAACCAGAACCGGUACAGCUGGAGGUGACGGCGCCUGGAGCUGUGGGGAGAUCGGCUGGUCGUUCCUCUGAAACUCUCACCUGGAACAGCUCUGACAGCAUGUUCCCCCUCAACCUGGGUAACCUCAGUCCUUGUUUGUGAACAUUUUGUGAAUUACACUUGAUGACUGUUUCGCAGAUAUUUAGACGAGAAGGUUAAUACCACUUUCAUACCUGUACCACGUUGGUGAAAUCAAGUGUAUUGCAGAUGUGGUAAUUUGCAUCAAUACAGUAAUACUUGGAGUAGAUGUGAACUCAAAUUUAAAUUCUGAGGGCACUUUGAUAUAUCGUUUCAAAAUUACCUAAAGUUUGCUCUGUGUACACUUAACGACAUUUACAAGCUGACCAAACUGUGUUAGGAGCUGGAAAAAGAUCUCUAAGCUCCAACUCUGGAGUGGACCAAACACCCAAAAUCUGGUCUUGAAAACUGGGGAUCUUGAUUUGCUUCCAGGCGAACUCUGGUGCAGUUCAUUUAAGGUGUAGAGCGAAGUGGACCAACUUACAAACUAAAGGUGGGAAGUGGUGUAAAACACACCUCUAACCAUGGUAGUGCAUCCAGGUGAAAAAAACAAAAACAGUUGAAAAAGUUCUUGACAUAUUCUUUUUUAGAGAAACUCAAAGUCCAGUUUUUGUAUCCAUCUGCUUUUUUUAAUGAUUACAAGCACAUCAUUUCUUAUUUUUUAGCGUAUAAUAUCUCUAAAUAAAACAUUCAUCAAGAAAAAAAGGUGCACCCUCACAGUCCUUUAGUUAUGUCUGCAGCGUUUAACACAUGCUGGACUAGCCACAGUAGAGGGUCAGAUCCAGAAAAGCACAACAUUCAGCAGACAGGUGGGACUGAGGUUGGUCUAUGUUCGUACUACCAUCAAACUCCACCAGGGUCUGGAUAAAUUGGAAAAAAACUCUUGUGAAGUUGUCCGAGUACUGUUCUUUGGUGCACACCAGAUUAGAUUUAUAUCUUAAACACCACUACAACAAACCAGACAGACUCUGGUUCAUUUAAACCGGACCAAACUUUUUGAUAUGAGAGCACCCUAAGCUGUAACCACAAAAAGUCAGGUUCGAUGUUUUUAACUUUCUCUCUGGACUGUCCACAGCUAUGACGAAUGAAGUGGAGCCCACUCGAGACAUCCGCUGUGAGUUCUGUGGAGAAUAUUUCGAGAACCGUAAAGGCCUCUCCAGCCACGCCCGCUCCCACCUCCGUCAAAUGGGAAUCACUGAAUGGUCAGUCAACGGCUCACCGAUUGACACCCUGAGAGAGGUCAUGCACAAAAGAGGGGCCGGCCCCUCUUCCCUCUCAGACCAGGGGGUGAAGAAAGAAUCAAACCCAGGAGCCAGCAGUCCUCCGUGGGAAAGCUACGGCAGCUCAGAGGGUCUCAGCGCUUCAAGCUUCCAGUCCAAAUAUCGUAAAUCUCCCCUCAGUUUGUUGCAGUCAGGAUCCAGACUACACAAGCAGGGCCUGGGGUCUGUCGGCACAUCUGCUACCCUAUCAGGAGGGAAGUUUUUCAGGAUGUCUCCUCUAGGAAAAAGACCCCUAUCUGAGGGGGGUCAAUCAGUAGACACUGGCCACUCCUCGCCACAUCACCUGAAGACCUUCUCGUCUGUGCCACACGACUUUUCCUACAAGAGAAAACCUUCCCCGGAUAAACACGGACACCAAGGUGAGCCAUUCAUGCUUGAUUUUAUUAUAUUAUACACACUGAUACACUGAAGCUCUUUAGCUUUCUAUUUGUGGAGAAAAAAAAACAAUGAAUUGGAAUUUGAUGCCAGGAAAACAUUUCAUUAAGUUGGGACAGGGGCAUGUUUGCCAUUAUGUUGCAUCACCUCAACUUUCAACAGCUCUCUGCUAAAGUUUGGGAACAGAGAAGACCACUUUCUGGAGAUUUGAUUGUGGAUUGUGUCCUUGUCUGUUCUGGGUCUCCUUUGUUGAAGCUUCUGUUUUAUGAACCAUCAAAUGUUUUCAUUAGGGUGACAAGUCUGGACUUGUAGAACUUGGACUAGGCAGGCCAGUCUGUCACCCACAUUCUUCCUGCUUCAGAGCCAUGCUGAUGUAACACCUGCAGAAUAUGGUUUGUUAUUGUCUCGCUGAAAUAAGGGGGUCUUCCCUGGCUAUCUAUGCACCCCCUAUACCACUAUGGCUUUUUAACAGUGUGCUGAAACAGGCAGGAUAGGAGAAUAUGGUGUCCAUGAGUCAUUGAUUCAUGAGCAUUUUUACAUGGUUUCAUUGUUUUUUGCAUUGGUUGACUUUUAACCAACAUUUGUGGAUGCAGUGAUGAACUGUGGAUUUUGAGCCCAUGCGGUGAUUUCCUCUACAGAGUCACUGUUUUUUUUAAUGCAGAUCGUCAGUGUCUCUCUUGCGAAGAGAUUUCUUCAUAUUUUGGGAAAUUUUCAGUUAUAGUGCUGAUUAAAUUCUCAAAUUUGUGCAGUUUUCUCCUCAGAAACAUCCAGAAAUUAUUGACUCAUUUGCUCACACAGUCUCUCACUGGUGGUGAACGUUGUUACAUUUUUAUCCAAUCAUCUUAGUAGUUUCCUUUUUAUACCAAUUUAUGCUCUUAACCUGCUGCAAACAAAACCAAUUAUUUGAGAGAUAUAUCUGCAGAAGUUGUUUGUCAUAUUACACAACUUUUUCAGUUUUUUGUCCCUGUCCCAAAUUUUGAAAAAUUAAAAAAAUGCUUUUUUAUGAAAUAAUAAAAUCAUGCUGGGAUUGUUUUUGAAAUGCAGGGUGGGACAAGAGAAACUUUCAAAGCAUCUGCAAAGUCUGAUUGCAGAUUUGGAUACAAUGUGAAAUGUCCCAAACAGAGAGAUAAAAUACUGAAUAAUGAUAUAAUUCAUGUUCAUCCUUGAAAAGAUUGUUGAAUAAUUUUAACAGGACUUUUUUAUCAUUUUCAAAACCAAAAGAAAAAGUUUUUUUCUGUAAUGAGACCCCUCUCCUUCAUUGAAAACUGUCCAAGGCUGGUUCUUUGGGUCUGGGUUUCUUCUCUUUAUAAAGUACUCUCCUUUUUCUACUUUCUCUUCUCUUCGUUUCAGACCCCAGUUGUGAGCUGUGCGGCUUCUACUUUGAGAACCGUAAAGCCCUGGCCAGCCACGCUCGAGCCCACCUAAGGCAAUUUGGCGUGACUGAGUGGUGUGUAAAUGGCUCCCCCAUCGAGACGCUCAGCGCCUGGAUGCGCAGCCGGCCUCAGAAGGUGUUGGAGAUGCAUCGCAGCUACAUGCAGGGCAGCCGCUCCACCCUGAAGAAGGUGAGAAGCUGGUAAUCCGUUUGAGAGUGAUGCCUGAGGUCAGCGCAGGUGCUGCUCUAAGCACUUCUUUAUCUCUGCUCUCUGACACCUCGGCUCACUCUUUUGUUGCCAGUGUGGAGUUUCCUCGGAGUAAAGGAGUGAAAAAUGAGUGCAGAGCUUUACAACACAGGAUCCUAACACAGUGUGCUGCUUCCCUGACAUGCUCACUUUCCUCCCCGUGUCUUUGAACAGGCGUCAUGCUCACAGAUCUAACACGCCUCAGCUGGCGGCUCGACAGACAUUUUGUGUCUUGGAAAGCUUCAGACGUGUUGUCUAACAGCUUUGAGCAUUACAGUAGAUUCUGUGUCUUUACACCCAGAGAAAAAAUCACUGUGGGGACAGAUGCCAGAACAACUCAGCUAUUGACUUGAUAGUUGCCAUAGUAACCAGGGUGGCUGGCAGCUUAUGUUUCAUCCAAAGAUAAAUUAUAGGGGGCUGUUGAUAGAGGAAAACGUACGCUUUUUUCUUUUUUCCUUUACUCCCUCCUGAAUUACUUUCUGGUGCAUUUGCGUCACUGUCACACCUUUUCCCCGCGCAGAGAUGUGACACACAUACAGAGAGGAUUUUUAAACGCCCUUGUAAUCAUAUUGUGAAGGUUUGUUUUUGACAUACUGGAGAAAUGAAAACCUGCUGAGCUGCAUGCAUUGUUCUGUGAGCAAUGCAGCAAAAGACCGAGCAGCGAGCAUGAACACGACCGAACAGAGACACCAUUUUCACCAGUAAUUGAUCGGGCAAUUAGCGAAAAAAUGGAUCAGAAUAUUCACAGAAUCAGUUUUUGAUGAAAUCACUUUGAAACCAAACAGCUUAUCAUGGUUUCAGUGAUGUUAAUUAGUCUUUUUUUUUUAUAGUAAAAUCAAUAUUUGGGGGUUUUAGGCUUCAUUUUAAACCAUUUUUUCAGGCUGUAGUGAAUUUUAACCUCUGUUUUUAUUGACUAAGCUGCCAAUGGAGCAAAUAAUCUGCAUACCAAUUAGUGUUUUUAGAAUGAAAUUAGGCAAAUUUAAAGUAUUUUUUAACUUUAACAGUGACAAAGAAAUUCAAUUCUGAUCAUUUUCUCCCUUCCUGUCACAGAAACCUUCUUCCUCCUGGUCGUCAUCUUUGGCGGUCGGCCUGGUGCGGCCGCUGAGCCGUGAGGUCAGCCAUGGCUCCUCCAAAACCACCGAUGGUGACUCCGGCAACAGCCUGCUGGGAGAUCCCGUCAGGUCUGGACGCAGCAGUCCCAGUCCCUCACGGCUCGCUGGUGGCGUCCCGCUGCAGGCGCAGGUGGCACGCAGUGAGCUUAACGUCCGCCUGCCCCGAGGUACGGCAGCAUAUGUUCGCACUUUUAUCCACUCAGGCAGUUAUUUUUUCUGUUUCAUGCUUUUUGAGGGGAAAGGACAGUAGCUGAGUGAGUGCUAAUCAUACAGAGCUGAGGUAGUCAUCAGUAGAUAUUAACAUAGGUCAGUUUAAUGUCGCUCCAAGCUGUUGAGCAGCGAUUUGUGUCGCCAAAAUACGACUUGUGUUAUUUUUAAAAAAUUUUUUUUGGUAUCGAAGGAGGAGAGAAAAGCAAAUAUAAAACUCAUUAUCAAUAAAAAUGACUAAACAUGAUGAGAUUUUCUUUCUUACUACUAAAGUUUUUGUUAUGAUGCUGAUUUGAUUCAUAUUACGAUUCUAUGAUAUCGUUGAUUUUCUCGAUUUUUAGUCUGCAUUUUUAACACCAGUGAAACAGUUGAAUGAUUAUGAUUGUCUACUGACUAUUCCAGGAAUCAUAUUUCCCCCAAAAUACACAUCACAUGUAAGUCAGUUUAUUUGAUUUAUUCUUAAAUUUGAAAAAAAAAUUGAGUAUUGAACAUAAAAAUCAAUUUAAAACAAAAAAUCACGGAUCUUAUGUGAAUCGAUUUUUUUCUCCCACCCCUAGUUGCUUGGAUCUUAAUGUAACAAGUACCUGCGGAGGGAAAAACUACUGCUACCAUAAUGUGAAGUUAGUGAAGAAGCAAACACCUUUAGAAAUAGUGAGCAUUAUAAAAACCUUCACAGAAAAGGGUAAAUAAAACGAAUAAUAAACUUUUCCCCAGUCUGUUGGUUUGAUGCGCCGUCUCCUGCUUCAGAGCUGCGGUCCAUGCUCAGGGUUGAUGGAGUCACUCAUGAUGUCUGGUGCUUCUUCUCUGCAUCUGCUGGUGUAAAACUCUGAGAUAGGUGGUAAACUGUAUUUAAAAAAAAAAGUCCUUAGUGCAGACUUGACCACCUGUUGAAGCGCCUCUUUCUGCCACUGUGCAGCUGGUGUACCCCACAGUACAGUACAGUUCAUGAAAACAUGAAAUACAGUAAGUCAAAACUGCAUUCCUCUGAUGACAUCUUGGCUAAAACAACACAAGACACAUGGACCAAAAUGACUCUUAUAAUCACAGUUUUCUGAAUAUAACUGCGACUAAAAAAAUUAAUCCAAAUUUCUCAUCAAGAUUAACCCUGGUUGUGUCAAAAACCGCAAACUCAUCUGGUAUUUACUGCUCCCUGCACAGUGAGCUGUGACCGCCUGGUUAAACACUAAUAAUGAUGACACUACUGUUGCACUUUGAAAGUUAUUGCUCAAUGCCAGAAAAUAGAGGUAAAAGUGGUCAUUACGUUAGCAUUAAGAAUUAUACUGAGCGACUUUUCACAAUAAAAGAUACAAAAAGACAUCUUUUUAAUAUAAGAUAUAAUAUAUAAUUAAUUUUAAUUCACACGGUUUGUUUAUUUCGCUUGUAGACAGACUAAGAUCGCUUGUCUCUAUCAUGAGGAAAAACAGGAAAUCAUUCACUCGUUUAAACUGCCUCCUUUCUUGAAAACCCCAAACUGUUCUGUUUCUUCUUGUUUUUAUGUGAGAGAAUUAAAACUGACAUCAGACAGAGCGGAUCGUGCUCCUAACAUUUAACUUGUCAUCUAAAUAUACUGACAGAAAUAGAAAGUUCCUCAGAGAAGGACCCUGUAAGGAACCCUGAAAGUACCAAACUGGACUACAUCCACAAACAAGUCGUUAACUCCAGCUCCAUUUUUCACCAGUCCUGCGUUUCACUCCAUCUCCUUCAUUUUAGGUUUUGAGCGUCGGCCAUUGAAGCACCCGUCUCUUUCUGAAGGAACAGAGAGGGACAGCGGCCCCCCGAAGCCCCUGCGCACAAGCACCAUCCCCGCCCUGGUGCCCAAACCUCCCUCCUACCCACUGGUCAAACUCGUGGGCAAGUUCUACACCCUGAAGUGCCGGUGAGUAGAGCCUCGGUGUGAGGGCGGGAAAUGUUCAGAGCUGCUCAUGUGGGAUAUUGAGACUCAGCAGCAGCAGUAACAGAAAUAUUUUGAUAUAUCUUAAAUAGUUGAAAAUCCCAGAGCAGCCAUCCCCACCCCGCCUCCUGCUGAGCGUACUCCACUUUUAGUUGCUUCUGCUCUAUAUUGAGAACAGUGAAUCAUUUGGGAUUUCCUGGCAACAUGAAUGAGGGCUUAAACUCUGAUAUAACUGCAGCACUGGAGUUCUAAUAGACUCAACGCUGAAUUUACCACCAUUAGUUUGUAUGAUAUUGUGAAAAACAGGCGCUGGACAAUCAUUUUCUGGGACUUAUGAAAUACAUGUAUCAAACCAGAUAAAGAAAGGACCAGAUUUACUGAGAUUUCACAUAAGCAGGUUUGAAUUCAUCCAUAUUUCUGCAAACUUUCAAGUUUAUUUAGCGUGUGUUUUACAGAGGAUCAACUAAACAUAAACAACAGGUGCAAAAGACUCAGAUAUAAUCAUACACAUAACCUGCCUAUGCUCUUUAAAGGGAUAUUGCAGCGUAAAAACAAGUUAGGAGUUAGACACCCUGUCGAAAGAUGAAUGUUGCAGACCGCUUGCUUCUCUACUUAUACCAGUUUUAGUAAUGACCGCACUACAACAAUACAGAGAGCCACGCGCUCAACCAAAACGCCGCUCUUUAGCCACAAAUAAUGCUCAGAACAGCGCCUAACUUCAUCAACAGUACAUAUAGGGUCCCAAACAUAGUAUUAGCCACCAAACAUCGUUUUAACUUUGCCUAAUUUCUUUUGCAAAGAGACUAAACACAACUCACCUAUUCUCUUCGUUUGUACAGAGACCUCUUUCGAGUCCAUCGACUGCAGCGAGUUGACGCAGCUCAAGGAAGAACAUUUAUGAUCAUUACUUUAUCAUUUCCUUGAAGUAAUAAUCAUCAUAUUCAUCAUUUUGCACUGCAGACGCGGUAGUUCUUCAGUCUUAGCGUCUUGGUCUGAUUGCGUUUCCAUGAGGAAAUGAUUAUAAUUGUUCUUCCUUGAGCUGCGUCACCCCGCUGCAGUCGAUGGACUCGCACGAGGUCUCCCUACAAACAAGCAGCUGCUGGAAGAGAGUAGGUGAGUUGUUUUUAGUCUCUUUGCUAAAGAAAUUAGGCAAAGCUAAAAAGAUGUUUGUUGGCUAGUACUAUGGCUGGGACUCUAUAUGUUCUGUUGAUAAAGUUAGGUGCUGUUCUGAGCAUUAUUUGUGGUUAUAGAGUGGCGUUUUGGUUGAGUGCGUGGCUCUCUGUAUUGCUUUCCUGUGGUCAUUACUAAAGUUGGUAAAACUAAAGAAGCAAGCGGUCGGCAACAAUCAUCUCUCGAGGUGGUGUCUUACUCGGUGUUACGGUGUGUUUGACCCUAACUUAAUUUUAAGACAGAAUAUCCCUUUAAAUACAGAAAUAAUAUAACAGAUGGUUUUUCUGUCUCUCUCAGGUUCUGUGAGGUGGAGUUUCACGGCCCGCUGUCGGUGCAGGAAGACUGGAUCAGACACCUCCAGCAGCACAUCCUCAAGAUGAACUACAACAAGCCUGCUGCUCCAAAGGAACCCUCUGCUGGACCCCCCGCCCCGGUCGAAGACCCGGCUCAACUCCAGGCCUCCACCUCUACCUCCAGUACCACCUCCACCCUGACCCGCACCUCUCCUCCUAACAGCAGCUCUCCCACGCCCCCCUCUGAGCCCGCUCCUCCUCUCACUGCCACAAAGAUUGUAAAGGUCUCGGAGGAGCGGUCUACCCCGUCGCCAGCUCCCAUCCCCCUCCCUGCCCAGACGGUGUGAGCUCAGAGUCAUCCCUGUGGUCACACGGCUCCUUCACUUUUUUCUGCCUUUUUGUCUUUCCUUUAGUCCAUCUGUUAUUUUCCUUCGGCCUUCACAAAGUGUAGUCUAGGAGGAGUGUUUGCCCUCCAAAGAGCCCUCUGAGCACCUUUUGAAGCAGCUUACUAGACUGUUACUUAGUCCCGUUUCCAUGGGAACCAAGCUCUCCUGGCUUACCUGUACAGCUGGGACUGAUGAUUGUGGGAAGCGUCCAAGGUUGAGACAAAAAGAACCAAUGAUUCGUGCUUUUGCCUUGUUUUUAUUGAAUGUCAGGGUGAUAAUGGGAACAGAUCACUGGCUGAUUUAGCGUUCAUGUAGCCCUUUAUCAAACCUCAACCACUCCCCCCUUUUUUAUGAGAAAGUUCAGCCUCUUUUCCCGCAUUACUAAUAGACUGUUUAAAAAGAUGGACAACAUGACAGCUCCUGGAAAGUGAGGCUCAAGGUUAUACUCGCUGUUAACUACAUUAACAUUAAUGCAUGCUGGCUGCUAGCAUUAGUGUCCCCCAGUGACAAUUUGGUGCAUAAUUUAGCAGUCCAGAACUCACUGAUAUUUAGCGCUGAAAUUAUGCUGCGUUCAAGUUGUACUAGGUACUCGGAUUUCCCUCUUGAAAAGUUGGACGAUCUGCACCAACUCCGACUUCAUCGUGCAUGUUAGGAGUCUCAGCAGUCAGUCCACCAGCGAGAAUCUAGAAAAUAUAAGGUUCACAUCUCCCGGCCAAAACAGACAGUAAAUCGAUCUUAUAAAGAGUACUUGUGAUUUCCACAAUUCCAAGUAUGAGAUAGAAAAUGUAGUUGCAACUAAUUGGCUGAUUUUCAAAGUAAGAGCCUCAUCUUCUCUUUCUGAAUAUUGACAGACUUCAUUUUCACACUGUGUAUUUCUGACAGUGGUAUCAAAGGAAUUAAAUAACUUGCAAAGGUCUUAAUUUGGCUCUUCGUGACACCCUCUUCCUUUCUGCCUCUACUAAACCUGCACAUUGAAAUAACAUGUUUCCAUCACGUUACAUGUAACUGAGUGAACAUCCAAGUUUACUGACUCAUAAACACAGAUUUACAGUUUUGAAGGAGAGCAGGAUGAGUGCAGCCAUGAAAAAUUUGAACAGAAGCCAAGCCAUCGUUCUGGCUUCACUUUUGUCCGGCGGGUGGAGGUGGAGUCAUGUUGUCCAUCUUUAUAUCCAGUCCCUUUCAAUCAGACCUAUGAGACUGACAGUGUUUUGGUAGUUCUGUCCUCAGCCUCUCAUGAAGAUCCUGACUGGGAUUUAACCACGUUUAUCAUCCUGUUAGUCUUGAGGUUGAGACGCAUGUAAAAAACAAAACAAAACAAAAAAACAAAAAAAAGGCACUUUUGAUAAUGACAUUGUCACUUAGCACUUAGAAAGCGUCCGUGUGAACGGACCAAUCAAAGCAAGCCUAAUUUGAUUAAUGAAAGGAGCAAGAAGUGGAAGCACACCCAAAAAGGGAAAACCCCUCGACUUAACUUGAUCAUGUAAUAGUGAAGCCCAAAUAUACAUUUGGUUUGAAUGUAGCUGAAAGCACCCAAUGAGACCUUAACCUUCUAUUUGCACAUUCAUACACAAUCAAACUAAAACCCAACGUUACAGUUAAACAGAGUUUGACCUUAAAGAUGUCAUUACUGAUCUUCUCAGCAGAUAGGGCUCCCGGGCCGAGUGCACCAGCUGAGUUUACACCUGAGAGAAACCUUACAUCAGACUUAGAGCUGAAUGUUUUGACUAAAAGUUCCUAAAGUGAAGCCCUGUGAGCCGGUUGGACUAAUGUGCUGUUUGUGUUACACCUAUGUGUAAUUUUUGCUCUUAGGCAGGAGCAGCACUAAGUUUGUAAUGUGAGACUAGUUGGCAUAUUUAAGGUAAUAUACAAGGAAAAAAGGAAACAGAUAUAAAACUCAAAGUGUGCUGCAUUUGUGUUCUGCCUUGACAGUGAGCUGAUGUAGGGUUUGUUUUUGUCAAUGAAGCUCUCAUAUUUUUAUGUCCUAGGUGACAGCACAUGAAAUUGAAAGCAGUCACAGGCUAGUGUCUAAUAGAUACUCACAGAGUUCCUACACAAGUAUGGAAAAGUAUGGAAAGAAAUAAAUUUGAUCAAUUUCCAGGACUUGGAAUAUUUAUGUUUCCGGACUAUUACCACAGUUGUAAAAUACUGUUUUCUAAAUUAGAAAAGUAGGUAUUUUUUUAAAAAUAAUCCGAAAAAAGAGGGUAUGGAAAAGUAUGGAAAUUCCAAAUGUGUAGGAACCCUGUACUCUGUUAUAAUGAUUGAAUAUAGAAAAAUGCAGAUUUGUAUUGCUUCUGAGAACUUACUGUACAGGCGUGCUCUUGAAUUCGCUGCACAAGCUAAUCUAAUUGUCUUUUUGUUAUUCAUUAAAAAUUCACCUAAAACAUGAUUUCUAACUCAGAUAACUGUGUAUAUUAGAUACAAGAUAUAUUCUUUUUUAAAAACCAAAUAUUGACUUUUUUUUUAAUUACAGAUGGUUGGAUGCAAUGUUUGAAAAUAAAAUGAUUUUAGCAUUCUUAAAAGGUCAUCAGCCAACCUGCUCUGUAAUCAUUGGCUGUUGAAAAACUGAUAUUAAUUGAUCACUGCAGCAUGUCUCUACCCUGCAGGUUCUGAUUGCUCUCAGGCUUUAGUUUAAGCUCUGAAAUGUCACUAUCGUCCAUGUUUGGUUUUGCACCAGAAAUAGGGUAUUGCCAUCUGCAAUUUUUAAAUUUCUUAGUGUCUGAUCAUGGGUUAGUCCCUUAUCUAAAUGUCAUUUUUGAUAAUUGAGACAGUUUGAUAGAAGUUCUCUGAAUUGUACUUUUUCAAGUAUAUACCCUGAACUAGGCUGCUUCCUCCAAGGCAUGAUGGUUACACCCAGGUAUAAAACAAACAAGGCUUUCAAAUGCAAUGUGUAGCAUUUAGCUGCAUUUAUCAGACUGUUAAAUGCAUUGGUAUAAAUGGAAGACAGUUUUUUAUAUUAGUCCAAAAUCACUAGAGUAUAAAGUCCUUUUGUAUCUAUGUAGGAGCGAGGCCAUCAUCUUACACCGCCAUGUUGCUACAGUUGCACUAAAAGGACAAAGUAGAAACAUACUAGUUUUUAUAUUUCAUAAUUGGUUGUUCUUAAUGCUCCUGUUGAAAGAGAAGGAAAAGUAAUUGCUGUUUAUAAGCGUGUUUGUAUUGACAGGCUUUUAUUAACUAAAAAUAUUUAAAAAAAAAUGAGGAUUGACAGGAGCUUCUUGUCCUUACAGGCCACUGUCGCAGACAGGAGGGGUGAACGAGGGAGUGUUUCAAUCUGAAAUCUGACUGAAUAUUCAAGUUUCUACACACCGUACAGCCAAGUCCAACUGGUUCAAAAGCUUCUUGUGUGUCCUGAUUCUCAGUGGAAAACAGUCAUAAGGUUACACUCAGGUGUGCCCCCUGCUGGUGCCUUCCGCCCCUGUUGUUGAAGCUGAUUAAUCCUCCUCUCUGUUUCAGAGCAGCAGGGCCAAAAAAACCCUCACAGUUCCACAUUUCAAGUUUUUCUGUUCACGCUGUUGCCAUUUUCUUCCUGCCUUUUUCAACCUGAACUCUUAUUUAUUUAUUAUUAUGCAUCUGAAUGUGGUAAGCUAGGUCAUUUUAAAGCUACAGUAGAAUGUCUGAUAAUAGGUCAGAGGUGCACUUUUACUGCAGUGCACAGUACGUGUGCGUGUGUGUGUGUUAGCGUGUAUGUUUGUGUACAUAAAUAGAAAAUGUGCAUUUGUUUCCCAUUUUUAGAGAGAGAGACAGAAGUCAAACUGCUUGGUAGGACAACGACUCCUUAGCUCUAAGUGAACUAAAGGUGGGAGUCUGUCUGCGUGUAGUCUGAUGAAGACUUUAAGCAUCCCUGGUUGUGUGAGGAUGUGCCAAAGAGUCUGUUUACUUCCUUGUCUUGCCUCUGUAAAAGCUGUUUACAUUGGACCUGAUGGUGGAGGAAACUCUGCACAGAAAUCCCGACUUUCCACACUGAGCACCGGACCGAGCAUCGCACUGCAGAGUCGGAAAGACUCGAGCUACCGGAGCGGCUUCAUGGGACUCAUGUUGUUACUGUAGGUUUAGAUAAUUCCAAUUUAACAGGAUCUUAAAAUAAACUUGACUUUACACGGGAGAACUGUCAGUCCAAACGGAGAAACAUGUCUGACCUCGGGCUUUCAGUCUGCGGUCUUUCUGCCUCAGACUGUCUUCAUAUCAAACUGAAGCUCUAACUGAAGGGUCCACGUAGGCUGACGACUUUUAAAAGUUUGCUCCAAUGUUCAAUCCAACAGUCCCCAAACUCUUUUAUGGAGUAUAGCUACAUCCUAUAUAAUAACUACAUGUACUUAAGAGACUGUUGAUGCUAGUAGAGCUAUCAGCAGUUCUAUUAGCAAAGGUAGUUCAAAAUAAGUGAUCUUAAUUCCUCUAUUGUGAUUUGUUUUCUGUAUUUUUUAUUGCUCUGUGCAUUUCUGUAUUUGCAGUCCUGCAAGGUGAAUCUUAGAGUAUUUUUUAUUUUCAUCCGUUAGUCUCUCCAAGCUGAAACUUUGGUGCUGGUGAGAGUGUUGCAGGUGAUGAAAACAUUUCAAUGUGAUUGUCACGUCCUGGUUUCAAAGGACUCUAAAAAGCGAGCCUUAAAGGAGAGCUCUCUGCAUGCUGAGGUCUGAUCCUCUCCGGGGUUAAAAGAUGCCGCAGCCUCUGACUGCAUUACUGUGUGAAUCAGACAGCCGGUGCAUUAGAGCUCCUUUUAAGAUUACCUGAGAAAGCCUCAGCUGGUGUAACUGGCUGUUACGUGUGAGUGUAUGUAUGUGUGUGUGUAUGUGUGCGCGUGUGUGAGAGUGAGUGUGUGUUUAAAAAGAAAGUGAGACGACAAUAACAAGUAAAAAGAAAAAGAUGCAGAGGAGGAAAGAUGUGUACUGUACACAAAGGAUUAAGUUUAAAGUGAAUCAACUCCAGAACAAACAAUAAAUGUGAUUUCAAUUUCACACAUUAAUGACUUGUCUCUUUUUUUAUGUUCAGUUUGAUGUGAAUUAUAAUGUGGGGGCAGCAGCAGCAGGGGCGUGUCUAAAAGGUUUUGACUGGGGUGCCCCGUCUCGGGUGCAGGCUUGGGCAAGGGUGGCCAGGGUAGAUGAGAGUAGUAACCCACUCUAUCUUCACUAUUUACUUUUACUACAUAGUAAAAGUGAAUUUUGAUGCUAGUGUCCACAAUAGCUUUUGUGGAUCAUAAAAAGACAUCAGUAUUAAUUUUAGUCUGUUUCAUAACUGGAUAAAAACUCCUCACAGAAGUAUAAUAAUGCUGUUGUGUUUCUUUAAGAAGAAAUGCAACAAAGUGGCAAAACAUCAGUCUUUAAGGCUGACUCUUCAAGGACUUAUUUUGGGUGCCAGCUGGCUAAUCAGUUCAAGCCCCCUCCCCAUUUACAGAGACAACAGCGAUUGUCACAAGAGUCGCUGGUUGACCUCUGGCCAUAAUAUUUUGCUGCAUGUCAACCCUGACUCUCUUUGUCCUUGUAUUUCCUGUCUCUUCUUGGCUGCCUAGUCUAAGAAAGAAAAAAAAAUGCCCAAAAACAGAUACUCAAAAAUAGAGAUAUUGGCCCAAAGUCACAAUAGAGGGCGCUAACAAAAUGUGCCACAUUUAUAUACAAAGAAAGCUACUGCAAGUCUAUCACAAAUGAAUCAAUAAAGGAUUUUCUGAGGUGAACAAUCAGAUUAUUUUUAGAGUGUUUGUACAGUGGCUCAGCUGUAAAGUUGGUCUCCCCUCAGUUAGAGGGUCACAGUUCAACCCCAGACCCUGCUGUCCACUCGCCAAAAUGUCCUCAGACAAGACUCUGAACUGCACUGCCGGUUCUGCCCCAUUGGUGCCUUGAGUGGAAUUGAUUAAUACAGUGGUUUUGAUUAAUACUUUAUGCAGUGGCCUCUGACACCAGUAUAUCAAUGUGGUGUUAUUGCGGCAUAUGAUGUAAAUGUGCUUUAUAAGUGGUUAGACAGCUAGAUUAAGUACAAUAUAGAGAUAGACAAUUUCUAGCAAUGCUGUUUGGAAAUCUGUUGCCAUAGAAGUAGAAUUCAAUGGGCUUCAUUUCCCAGCAGUAUAAAUAAAUAAAUCUUUAUAUUAUUGGGGUUAAAAACAAACAAACAAAAAAUUCCCCUCAAGGUAAGACAAGACUCCUCUACUACUUCUCGGGUUCCUGCUCACCUUAAUAAGACUGUAUUACAUAACUGCCUGUUCAUGAUACAUUAUGUUAUAGAUAUCAUGGUUUGAUCAAAAGACAAAGUCACAGUUGAAUAAGACUGAACCUGUAUAGAAGGUCGUCUGAUCUAUUUUAAAUUGAAGUUUAUGAAUAUUAUCAUUUCACUCAUCCAUAUAUAGAUCACUAGCUUAAAACAGCUGUUUCUCUGUGUAGUUUUACCUAUCUUCACACUCUGUUGUUAACAGAUGUUGGAGUUUGUGUCUAACAUCAUGUGCUGCUGAUUUGGUAGUAAUACACUUUGGCCACUAGAGGGAGGUGCACAAUCAGAUCUUUGCUUGUCUUGCUUGAAAAGAUCAGACUGCAGGUCAAAACAUAGACUAGAUGGUAGUUGAUCAUCAUUAUGGGAUUUUUCUUUCAUUUUGUUUUAUCUUGUAUUUAAUAUAAGGCAUUCAUUUACCAAGCAGGCAUUAUAGGAAGGCUGAGUUGGUAUUUUAGUUUCUGAAAAUGCUUUUUUGAGAACUCUAAAAUAAUAAAUGGUACAUUUCUGAGUGAGGAGUUGUCUACGCUGAUGUGUUAGAUUUAUACUUCUGACAUUUUUACACCUGCAGCUUUGAGUAAGACAUAUAUUACCCAAACUGUUACACUGUGAUUUUACAAAGUCAACAGAGUGAAUUGAUCUCAGUGAUUUGACGCUGUAGUAAUUUAUAGCAGCUAUUAUAACGACAAGAAAGUGAUUCUCAGCAGUUUGCUUGUAGCUUUGUGUUCUAACUUUGUAGAUCCUAUUGACCUUAUUUGGUUAGAUUUUUCGAAGUUUUGUGACUUUAUGUAUUUUCUUGUUGCUGGUGCAUUUGCUUGUGUGUACAGGGGGUUGAUGAACUUUUGAUCCUGUCUUUAACUUUUUAGAGGAGGCAAGAGAACUAAAAUAAAACAUCAGCAUCAUUACAUGUUAGCUACUUCCCUUUCCUGAUGUCUGGUUGAGCAGGUCCAAGCUCUUUUGCUCUCAACUUCUCCUGCAAAGAUUUCCCUUCAAAUAAUAUUAUUUUCAGCAAUUUAAGUGAGUUUCCUUCUGUGAAUCUUUUUCUGUGACUCCUGCUUGAUUUCCCUCAGGUUAACAAUUCACUCCACUGCAAUGCAUUAAAAAUAUGCCACCUGCUGGUCGGUGGUGUGUAAUGAGAUUUUAGUGCAAUUACUUGCAUCCAUGUACGUAGCUCCUAUUUUGCGAUUAUGAUUGCAAAAUAUGUGACUGAUCAGUAGUUUCAGACAAAUUAUAAUUCAAAUUUUUGCAACAUCAUCAUUUUGCUCACUUAAUGUAAAAUACGUACAUUGAUGUUGACCCUAAAUUAAUUUUAUGCUGGAAUAUCCCUUAAGGGGAGUCAUGGGGGGCAUCACUGUGACCUGAACUUAAAAAUUGAGUGUAGAAAGCCUUAUGAGUGAUAUAUUAAAAGAAUAAGUUUUUGGAAAUAUAGAAAACAGCUGCUUGAAUUCAGACGAAGCUCACAAAAGGAGCAGCCUGUGAGAGAGUUUGUUAAUAAACCUGCAAUGUACAGAAAAAUUGACCUACUUCAUGUUUUAUGACUCUAAUUCCCAGACCCUUUACUCUGGAUCAAUUCUUAUUUAGAAGACUUGUGUUUUCAAGUGGCUGCAAUAAUCCUGAUCAAUGAUGGAGUUAAUGAGUUCUCCACAAUAACAGCAUUAGCUGUAAAUCCUCAGUGCUUGUACCUCUGUCUUUAUUGAUAAAUGCCUGAAAGCAAACAGUAAAGUUAAUCAAUAAGGGCUGAUGAUAUACGUCUGAAGUGGGUUUACAGCAUGUGUGUGGAUCAUUGCUGUGACAGAAAAACAUCCCGGGACAUACAAAGUGUCUCCUUUGUUUUAUUUGGACGUGCAGCUCUCAGACUCAGAGCACAAAGCCUCCCCAUGUUCCUGAGAACAUCUGUGUCCAUCACAUUGUUUUAAUCCCCUCAAGCUCAUCCAGUGAUGGGAAACUCGCUGAGAUAAGAGAACAGAGGAGGGUGAGGAGGGUCCACAAGAGCUAGGAUCAAGACCCGGACCGUAGUUACAGUAAGUUCAUUGUUAAAAUGUUCAUGUAGAAGAUGGACAGCUGGUGUGCACCUGGAGAGUAACCAAUAAUACAAUUAUGAUGCAAAGACACCCCCCAGUGCUCUUUCUGGAAUUGGUUAAAACAGGUUUUAGUUCGAAACUGUGUUUACAUUGAUUUAAAAACCUGACACCAGAAACAUUACAAAGAUAUGUUUGUUUUAGGACACAAUAAGAACUACAUUGAUUAUGACAACUUAAACAAAUAUCACCUAUGCUGGAUAUAAAGUUGAAAUGCCCGCUGUUGUUGUAGUUGUACAGUUAAUUUCAUGUUACAAAUGAAAAAAGCUACUCAUAAAGAGGCCAAUAUAAAACGAUUCAAGCUCAAGUCAAAACUCGGGUUACAGUCCUUUUUAAAGUUUUACAAAAAAUGACCUGAAUUGCUUGUAAUAAGAAACGUAUCUGCCAAUGAUGGGGCAUGUCAAUGCUCUUUAAAUUUGAAGCACUGACUCACCAAAGGGUGGCCUUGGGCUGUUCUCAUUAGUUUAUCUAACGGGGAAUUUCCAAGCUGGUCCUUACAACAGAAAUGCUGACUCAUCCUAACUUCAACCAACCGAACAACAAGCAGAGAGGAGGUAGAGUUGAGGUGGGAUUUGGCGUCUUUGCCAAAACUUACCCCAGACUUCCACCGCAUCCAGAACGGCUCCAAUCCGGAAUGACUGCGAUUUUCGCCAGUUCCUACCAGAUCCGUUUGUGAGGCGAAAUUCG